AUGCAUGUGCCUGAUCCAUUUGCGCAGGGCCCCUCGGGCUGCGCGGCUGCGGAGCUGGCGUGGCGGCGGGAGCCAGAUGGCUACCUGAAAGAGAUCCUGACGGCACAUGUCUACAAAAUUGCAGUGGAGACGCCCCUGCAGGAGGCGCGGGGCCUGAGCAAGCAGCUGGGCAGCACCAUCUGGCUGAAGCGGGAGGAUCUCCAGCCGGUGCGUUCUUUCAAGGUGCGGGGAGCCUACAACAAGAUGAGCCGUCUCACUCCCGAGCAGCUAGAAAAGGGAGUGGUUUGCUCAUCAGCUGGCAACCAUGCCCAGGGCGUGGCGCUGGCUGCGCGCACGCUGGGCUGCAGCGCGGUCAUCUGCAUGCCCACCAAUUCGCCAGAGAUCAAGAUUGCGGCGGUGCGGGAGCUGGGGGCGACGAUAGAGCUUGUGGGGGAGAGUUUCUUCGAGGCGCAGGUCGAGGCGCAGGCGCGUGCUGCCAAGGAGGGCCGAAUCUUCAUCAAUGCCUACGAUGACCCUUUCACGAUUGCGGGGCAGGGAACCAUCGGGCAUGAAAUCUUGCGGCAGACAGAUUUUCUGGAUCUCGACUGCAUUUUUGUGCCCAUUGGUGGCGGCGGCAUGAUUGCGGGCAUUGCCGCCAUCGUCAAGGCCCUCAAGCCCAGCAUCCAAGUCAUCGGGGUGGAGCCCACAGGGGCCAACGCCAUGGCGCAGUCUCUGGUGCGCGGCGAGCGUGUGACGCUCAGCCGUGUGGACCCCUUUGCCGAUGGAGUGGCCAUCAAGCUGCCUGGGGCAGAGCCCUUCCGCCUGUGCCGAGAGCUGCUGGACGGCGUGGUGCUUGUGGACAACUCAGCUAUCAGCACAGCAAUCAAGGAUGUGUUCAAUGAGACGCGCUCCAUCCUGGAGCCUGCGGGUGCGGUGGCGGUGGCCGGCGCCAAGGCUUUCCUCAAGCACUAUGGGCUGACCGGCAAGCGGGUGGUGGCUGUGACCAGUGGCGCCAACAUGAACUUCGAUCGGCUGCGCCUGGUGUCAGAGCUGGUGGACGUGGGGUCUGCUGAGACGAUGCUGGCAGCCCGCAUCCCCGACCGCCACGGCGCCAUUGUGCAGCUGCUGGGGCUUGCCACCGCGCCGGAUGGCUCGCCCCUGGAUGUGACGGAGCUCAAGUACAGGUGCGGCAUGCGGCGCGGUACUGCCCGCCUGCUGCUGGGCCUGGGCCUGGCCCCCGGCAGCAAGCAGUGCAGCGGGCUGCUGGAGCGCAUCAACUGCCAGGAGGGCUUCAUGGCCACAGACGUCUCUGACAUCGACUUGGCUCAGGUGCACCUGCGGCACAUGAUCGGCGGGCCGGCGGUGCUCGACGGCGGGGAGAUACAAGAUGAGGUCAUCUUCAAGGUGGAGUAUCCCGAGCUGCGUGGCAUGCUGCACCGCCUGCUCAGCCCCAUCUCCCCCAAGUAUGACAUCACUCUGCUGCACUUCCGAAAGACGGGCCAGCGGGCAGCCACCGCGCUGCUGGGCCUGCGGCUCCCCGAGGCCGAGAAGGCAGCCUUCUGGGAGGCUGUCAAGGGGCUGAAUGCCGAGUUUGAGUUCCGGGAGCUGAGCGGGCGGGAGCUGGAGGUAUUCAAACUUUUUGUGUAG
Molecule: messenger RNA, 1626 nt
Organism: Chlorella variabilis
Lineage: Eukaryota; Viridiplantae; Chlorophyta; Trebouxiophyceae; Chlorellales; Chlorellaceae
Exons: 12
Coding region: 1-1626 (541 amino acids)
Biological process (GO): L-threonine catabolic process
Molecular function (GO): threonine deaminase activity
Source: RefSeq, a predicted model, not a curated record